AUGAAGUACUCCGCAGUUGUUUUGGCAUGCGUGCUGGCCGUUGCCGCCGCCGCAGAAUACAACAAUGGCCAAUACAUUCCUGAGAAGCAGAACAACAACAGAUACAACCAAUACCGUCCAUCCCGCUACCAGCAAUACCAGAACAACGCCUACGUGAGCUCCACCCCCUACCCCAGCCAAUUCGUGAGCUCCACCCCCUACCCUAGCCAGUUCGUGAGCUCCACCUCCGUGCCGGUGACCGCCGCCCCAGCUCGCUCCACUAUCUACUACUCAUCCAGCACACCCAAGCCCGUGUUCAACAUCCCCGCCAUCCCUGCGCGUUCCGUAUCAGUUGAGGCCCCUACCCCCAGCGUUGAGUCUGCUGCCCCCGCUUGGUCUUCCCGUGCUUCAUGGCCAUCGGCUUCCUCUGAAUCCGUCAAACCCGAACUUCCAGUUUCCUCGACCCAAGCUCCUAUUUACGCUUCUGUCUCUCCCUCUGUGGCCCCAGCUGUCGCUGAAGUCGAAGCUCCAGUUGUGUCCGUUGUUCCCGCUGCCCGCUUUUACCCCGCCGCGCAAGUAGCUCCCGCAGCCCCAGUCAUCUCAGUUACUCCAGUAGCUCCCGUCGCUCAAGUCUACCAACAGGCCAAAAUCGCCCUUCCCACUGCCAGAUGGGCCGGUGACGCCCGUGCUGCUGAGACCCUGAGAUACAGCAACCAAAUCAACUCUGACGGAGCUUUCCAAUACUCAUACGAGACCAACAACGGCAUCGUCGCCGAGGAACAGGGCUCUCCCCGCUCUUUCUACUCCGGUGAAGACCAGGUUGCCCCCAUCGUAGCCCAGGGUUCCUUCGGCUGGACCAGCCCCGAGGGUCAACAGAUCACCAUCUCCUACGUCGCUGACGAGUCCGGAUACCACCCAACUGGCUCAGCUAUUCCUGAAGUGCCACCACAGAUCGCACGUGCCUUGGCGUACAUUGCUUCAAGAAACCUCCAGGCUUAA
Aricia agestis (brown argus) is the source of this 978-nucleotide messenger RNA. RefSeq names its product protein PRRC2C-like. The record is from RefSeq and is a predicted model, not a curated record. Gene Ontology annotation, molecular function: structural constituent of chitin-based larval cuticle. The transcript has 4 exons. Bases 1 to 978 code for a protein of 325 amino acids. Lineage: Eukaryota; Metazoa; Arthropoda; Insecta; Lepidoptera; Lycaenidae. Gene Ontology annotation, cellular component: chitin-based extracellular matrix.